AUGUCUUCUGAACAGCGAAACCCUAUGGUGCUGGUGCAUUCUCUGGAGCAACAUAUGGGUUCAACUGAUAAUCAGAACGGCCCAAUUGCUUAUCCAUUUUCCAUAAGAUCUGUGAUGAAGAAGCUUUGCAUUUCGGUUUCAGAUGCUUGCGUCGUUCCAUCGAAGACUCUGUCUCCGGCCACCUCUGCUUUUCGAUUUGGUUUUGUGGGUAUUGGACACUAUGCUCUUGUUGCUCGUGAGAAAGAUCUCUUGCUUAGUUGGCCAUUUCCAGAGAGAUACUUCCAUUUCUGUUUAGAGAAUGGUAUCAAAAAUGUGCUUCCGCCAUUUGCACUUUGUGAUUCAGGAACAAAUCUUUUGCAAAGAGAAGAGAGUUCAGAUUGUUGUCAAGAAAAGAGAGAAAACGAUGUUUGCACAGAAAAGAAUGAUAUUGAGAUAGCUGAUGAAGAAUAUAUGAAAGUUGCGCAUGAUUCAAAAUUUAGCGAAGCUAUCUCAAAAUUUUUAACACAGUUCUACAAUUGUUCUUUCUCUAGCGAGAGCCGUAAGCAUCGACAAAACUAUCAUCUUAUGUCUGACACUAUUGUUGACACCCUGGUUGCAAGAAUUCAACUGUCAAGUACCAUCCCAUGUUUGCACCCUCUUGUUGAUCGGAGUACCAAAGUGCUGGCUGCUCCCAAGAGGUUAAGACACAAACGACAGAAACGAAAGGGGAAACCUAAGAAGCGGUAUAUGGCAGAUAUUUUGGCUGUUGCAAAGCAUUGCACCUUGAAGGAAAUGUUCAGGGUUGACAGCUUAAGCAUUGAUUCCAAGUCAACUGCAGAGAAUUUCAAUGAAGGAACUCUAAUGUCUCUCACUGAACAUGACUGUAAAUCUGAGCUUGCAGAGGAAGAGCAAGAAAAACAUCAAAGUAUUGACAAAGAAGCUGUCGAUGGCAAAAUAACCCGUAAGAAAAGGCUUGUAGUGAAGUUUAAGCUGUAUGGAUCCGAUGGGAACUAA
This is a messenger RNA of Ilex paraguariensis (yerba mate), 993 nucleotides long. The record is from the annotation of a GenBank genome assembly. Lineage: Eukaryota; Viridiplantae; Streptophyta; Magnoliopsida; Aquifoliales; Aquifoliaceae.